Molecule: messenger RNA, 1482 nt
Organism: Physcomitrium patens
Lineage: Eukaryota; Viridiplantae; Streptophyta; Bryopsida; Funariales; Funariaceae
Source: RefSeq, a predicted model, not a curated record
UCUAUAGGAUAUUUAUAAAUAGACAUUUAUAAAUAGACAUUUGUGCAUUAAUGAUUGUUUUAAGAGUUUGAUAAACACUGGAGUUACACAUGAGAUCUAAGGCAACGUCACCAUGCAGAGAAGGUGUUGUGUGUGAGUGGCUCGGAUUCUACAACAUUGCAUGGUUUGUGGGUGCGUUGGGGGAGAAGAUUGUGGAGCUGUGCUACUUGUGUGUAGUUUGUAAAGCAACUGUGCGUUUGCUUUAAGGGACGCACGCAUCGUUGAAUGCAGAUGGUUGGUUGCAGGAGGCACAGAAGAGGAAAUGGUUGAUGCAGCGAAUGCCUCUGCAUUUGCAUUUGCAUUUGCAGUUCGAAGUCAUACCAGCUGGGAUUCUAGAGGUCCAGGGUUUAGGAGCCACAGUGGCAGACAUGCAGCGGGAAACUCUGAAUGGGGUGGAUCUUGUGAUUGGACCAGGCAACCAUUUUGAACCGAACUUUUCAUAAUUUUGGUGAUUGCAGUAUUCUGCAUCCUUUUCAGGUUUUAAACCCUAAUUUGCCAACAGAUAAUGUUUUUUUCGGAUAUCACCUCCUUGAUGUUGCGAGUAUCAGGUGGCUCACAACUUUUGAUCAGUUUACCUUCGACGGGUUGGGUUUUAUGUGGUGGAUGCAAGCAUUGGUUGGUUAUCCAGACUAUGAAGUGGCAGGGGAAUUGCCAUAUUUUAGGGGCAAAAUCUCUUUGAUUUAGAAGCCGAGGAAUGAAGUGACUGUUGUCUGUUUUUGAGAUUCUAAUCCUCAAUUUAAUUUUCUGCAAGGAGCAACUUCCUGGGCUUCCUACGCAUGGCUUGCAAUGCUCGACGAAAAGUCCCAAAUCUCAGAGAACUUGGUCCGCUUCUGUUUUUAUGGAUUUGUUGCAGAGACGCUUACAGCUCUUACUAUGGACUCAAUAAUUUUGGACCAAUGUCAUCAAGGGUUUCAGUGUAGAAGAAACAAAGCGGAAUGGGGUCAGCAAUCAGUGGUACUUGAGGCGGACACAGCAAUAUUGGAUGAGAUUGACUCAGGCCUAGACCUUGAUGCCCCCCACGAAAUGUUUCAACAGCAGAUGGCUUGAAUAAGGGUGUCAAAUCCAUGUUUAUGAUAACUUAUUACCUGCGAUUGUUGGACUGUGUUACUCUUACCCAUGCGCACAUUAUGGUGAGAUUACGCCACCACAAAAUAGUUCUACUGCAAUAGUUUGUUGAGGAGGAGUAUUUGAUUUAGCUAUGUAGCAAGCAUACUCAUUUGCAAGGAAAUUUUAGCUGGGUAUUUCAUCUGCUGUGUAUACUGGAGACUUGUAGUUCAUUCCAAAGUAGACACAUCUUUGGGGUUUAGUUUGUGAGUCUGCUGGGUGUAGAUUUAGAAAGCAUAGAUAAAACUUAUAAGAAAAUUGUCUAUUCUAUUGAAAACAAAUUUAUUAAGUAGUAUGAAAAUUUAGCAAAGAAGCAAAUAAAAGUCUUCAACUUUUUUA